Messenger RNA from Stegodyphus dumicola, 2978 nucleotides. RefSeq names its product lon protease homolog 2, peroxisomal-like. The record is from RefSeq and is a predicted model, not a curated record. Gene Ontology annotation, molecular function: ATP-dependent peptidase activity; ATP hydrolysis activity; serine-type endopeptidase activity. Lineage: Eukaryota; Metazoa; Arthropoda; Arachnida; Araneae; Eresidae. Gene Ontology annotation, biological process: protein quality control for misfolded or incompletely synthesized proteins; protein catabolic process.
GAAAGGUUAGUGCGGCUGCUUGCAACGUUUCGGUUUCUGUUCCCAGCCGAAGAAACCACGGCGCUACAAAUGAGGGAUGAUUGAUCUCUUAAAUUCGAUAGAGGGCGUUGUAUUAGCUUCAAAGAUGGCUACCUCUCACAUCAAGUUGCCGCGGAGGCUUCCGCUUUUACUAAUUGAUGGAGUAUUAUUUCCAGGUGCAUCCAUUCGGAUACCUGUUUCAUCAGAGAAAAACAUGAAUAUGGUGAGGAACCAUUUACUUAGUCGAAGUACCCUCAGUAGUGCUAUUAUUGGAGUUGUACCUAGGGAAUUGCAUUCUUCUGACGAGGAUGAUGGCAACGUCCUGCAUUCUAUAGGAACAGCAGGUAUUGUUAUUCAAGUUACUGGUACAAAUUGGCCACGUCCAGCUUACACAUUACUUGUGACAGGCUUGUGUAGAUUUAAACUUGAAAGAAUUACUGAAAAAUCGCCAUAUUUAAUUGCUAGUGUGCGUCAGUUAGAUAGGUUACCUGGUGAAGAUUCGGAGGUUGAUGAACCAAAUACUGAGUUAUCGGAUUUAAUGGAACAAUUCAGAGAGCAAGCUACGAAGUUAAUUGACAUGCUUGAUUUGUCAGUGCCUGCUGUUGUAAGACUAAAGCGUUUAUUGAAUUCUUUGCCAACAGAGAGUUUACCAGAUGUAUGUGCUGCUAUUGUAAGAGCUUCUCAUUCUGAGCGGCUGCAGAUACUUGAUGCUGUUGACCUUGCUGAGAGAUUUAAAAAAACUCUUCCAUUACUUGUAAGGCAAAUUGAGGGACUACAGCUUUUACAAAAGGCUAGAAAAGAUGAAGUUGGCCCUUUAGAUAUCACAAAAAUCCCUAUUCCUAGAAGUAAAUUUUAUGAUGAUAUGGACAAAGGAGAUGAAAUUGCUGCACUAGAAAAGAAAGUGAGGGAAACUGAAAUGCCGGAACAUGCUAAAAAGUUAUCUCUGCGAGAAAUACAAAGGUUGAAAAAGAUGCCUCCUCAUAUGCCAGAUCAUGCAGUCACUAGGAAUUAUAUUGAACUUAUGACAGAGCUUCCUUGGGCCAAGUAUUCUCCAGAAGUGAUUGAUAUCAAUAAAUCUAGAUUAGAUUUGGAUGCUGAUCAUUAUGGAAUGCAGAAGUUGAAAAAACGAGUUUUGGAGUAUUUGGCGGUCAGACAACUUAAAAAUACUUUGAAAGGGCCAAUUUUGUGUUUUGUAGGACCACCUGGAGUUGGAAAAACAAGUGUUGGCAGAUCCAUUGCUCGAUCAUUGGGCCGAGAAUUUCACAGAAUAUCAUUAGGUGGUGUUUGUGACCAAGCAGAUAUCAGAGGCCACAGGAGAACUUAUAUUGGUUCCAUGCCAGGCCGAAUCAUCCAAGGUUUAAGAACUGUAGGUGUGAAAAAUCCAGUUUUCCUUUUGGAUGAAAUUGAUAAAAUGAGUACCGGAAUUCAUGGUGAUCCUGCUGCAGCUAUGUUAGAAGUAUUAGAUCCUGAACAAAAUUGUAAUUUUACAGACCACUAUCUUAAUGUUCCUUUUGAUUUAUCUCAAGUAUUAUUUAUUGCAACUGCCAAUACUGUCACUACUAUUCCUCCUGCACUCUUAGAUAGAAUGGAGAUAAUAACAGUGCCUGGAUACACUCAUGAGGAGAAGGAGCAUAUAGCACGGAAUCAUCUGGUCCCUAAACAGCUAAAAGAACAUGGGCUUACUCCUGAUAUGCUUCAGAUAACAGAUGAUGCUAUACAAACUAUUAUUUUGAAGUACACUAGGGAAGCUGGUGUUCGAGGAUUAGAAAGAAAAUUGGGUGCCGUAUGUAGAGCAGUUGCAGUUAAAGUUGUUGAGAAGCAAAGGGCAAUGCCACCUAAGGAAAGUGUUUUAGUCGAUGCUAAAAACAAACAAAACUCUGGAGUUCCAGCUAAUUGUGAAAAUGUGGCAAUGAGCCCUGUUUUUCAUCCUCCAGAACUUCCCUUUGUAUUAGAUAAAGAAGCAGUGAUGGACAUCUUAGGCACUCCUUUAUAUGACAGUACAGUUAUGGGACGUUUGGGUCAACCAGGUGUAGCUGUUGGUCUAGCUUGGACUGCAGCUGGAGGAGAAAUAAUGUAUGUUGAAGCCACAAAAAUAGAUGGUGAUGGACAGCUUAUAUUAACUGGCCAGCUUGGGAAAGUGAUGAAGGAAUCAGCACAGUUAGCUUUGAACUUAGUCCGAUCCCAUAUUCAUGAGUAUGGUAUAAAAAUACCCCAAGGUGCAGACUUAAUGGAAGGUACUGACAUCCACAUACAUUUCCCUGCUGGUGCAGUGGGAAAGGAUGGUCCAUCGGCUGGAGUUACCAUUGUUACUGUACUUGUGUCCCUAUUUACUGGGCGAAUUGUGAGAUCUGAUGUUGCAAUGACUGGGGAAAUCACCCUGCGUGGUUUAGUAUUACCAGUUGGUGGCGUGAAGGAAAAAGUUCUUGCUGCCCACAGAGCUGGCAUGAGAAGUUGUAUAUUGCCUAGUCGGAAUGAGAAAGACUUAGUUGAAGUUCCUCAGUCUGUAAAGAAUGACAUGAACUUCCAUUUGUGCUCACAUAUUAAUGAAGUCUUGCAAGCAGCAUUUGAAGGUGGUUUUGAUAUUAAACCCAAGGAAGAACAGCAGCAUAUAAAGAGUAAACUCUGAAACAGAAUUACUGUGAUAUUACUACAGAAUCUGUUUAUUUUGAAUGCAAGAUAUGUGUAUCUGUAUAUGAAGAAUAUACAGAUAAUUAAGAGAUGCUACUUUUUUACCUGUUUUUCAUAUCAAUGCUUAUGCAAUUUAUAUACACAACUUAUCAAAGUGUGUAUAGCUGUUAAAUUUCUAACCUUACUUUUCAUUUUUUAAAUUAAGUAAAAAAAUUUGUAAAUUUCAUUUAACAUUUUUGUGCAAUAUUCAAGAAUAUGUUCAUUUUCUUACGACUUUGUAUAAACUGUAACAAAAUGUGUAUUUUGUAAAUAAAAAGAGAGUAUUUUUUUAA